AUGGCGCCCCGACCAUCCAUAGCGCGGCGCACGCUCGCACCGCAGGGCGAACAUAUCUACGAACUCGGUGUGGUAGGGAGGAAAACUGGUGUGACGGUUCCCGACUCGGGAGUACGCGACGAACAUGGCAUGGAGCCGAUCGAGAAUCUUUUUUCGUCUCCCGGCAAGUCGGACCACGAGGACCAGCAGGAUGAAGGGUCCGACGAGUAUGGGAGCGGCGAGGAGGCUAUGGAUAUCACUACAACAUCUGGAAUUGGCCCGGCGGCGCUUCUCAACGGCCACGGGAGUAGGUUACCCGUGUCCUUGUCACGCAUCCGGUCACCAGCAAAACCGCUGCUCAACUCGCCCGCUCAACGAAACCGGUUCCUCGCGCGCAACUCCUCAUCUCCAGCACGCGGUGCCGUCAUUAGAAAUGACGAUUCCCGAUCUAGCAGCCAACCGACGAACGAUCAAACCGCAACCAAGCGCAAACUCGACUUCGGAAGUGUCGCAAACGGGGGGCCACACUCGCUAUCACAGCCCCAGGCUCACGGCAAUCGCCUACAACCACUGCGCCACGAUUCAGAAGAGGAAGAGGAGGCGCAAAGCGAAGGUGGUCAUGGAGCGGAAGACGACGAGGUUAACGACUUUGUCGAGGAAUCCAUGGCCAUGCUGAACGAGGGCGAAGACUACGAACUUGCCGAACAAGAGCAAGAUCUGGAACCGGCGCAAAGCGAGGAAGAGGAAGAGGAUCCGCCGGCUCCUGCCGCCAAGAAGAAACCAGGCCGGCCACCAAAGCAAAAAGUGGCCGCAUCAGCAAAGGCGGUGAAACCUCAGAAAAAGCCUACCCGACAAGUCGUGGAAGAGGAAGUGGAAGAGGAGGAGGAGGAGGAGGGCCCAGAAGAGGACGGCGGGCACUCGGAAGAGGAACAGGAGCCGACGCCUAAACCACAAAAGCCAACACCUGGGAAACGCGGCCGACCUCCCAAGGCCGGCAAGGCCCAAGCUGCAGCACCGCCACCCCCUGCCCGCGGCUCUAAGAAGCGCCGCUCGCUGGACGAAGAGGCCGCAGCCGAGGAGCCCUCACCAGAACCGCAACCCAAGCGCCAACGGACGUCACCCGCCGCCAACGCCAAAAAGCCAGGCAAGAAGGCUCCCGAAACGGCCCCCGCCCCAGCCCCGAAGCCGCGUGGGCGGAAGCGCAAAUCAUCCAUCGACCCGGGUGAUGUCUCGCAAGUGGCCAUCGCGCGGCGGCCGCCGCUGCCCAAGUCGCGCGGCCUGCUCAUCAACCGGCGCGAGGUGCCCGGCGACCCGGGCUCGUCCAUGAGCCGCACGCGGUCCGGGCGCACGUCCUUCAAGCCGCUCGCCUACUGGCGCAACGAGCGCGUCGAGUUCGACAAGGACGAGGCCGAGGACGCCUUCGUCGGCCGCAGCCGCAGAAGCCGCUUCGUCCUGCCUAGCGUCAACGCCGUCCACCGCGUCGACGAGCCCGAGCCCGAGGUGCGCGCCAAGUCUCGUCGGGGCGGUGGUGGUGGUGGGAGGAAGGGUGCCGCGAAGCGCGGGCGGCGGAGGCGGAGUGGCGGGUUUGAGGACGAUGAUGAUGGGGAAGAUGACGGCCCUGCUGAGGUGUGGGAGCUGGAUCCGGGGACUGUCACGGGCGAGGUGGUCGUUUGGCAGCCCGAGUACGAGUUCAGCCCGCCGGCGCCGAACGAUCUCGUCAGCGUCAUGGACAAGCAGCUUGCCAUCAGCGGGCCGGCCAUCAAGACGACCGAGGUGGUGGGCGGCGAGUUCCGCUACGCCAAGGUGUUCAGCGAGGGCUUCAUCGGCGCUGGUGUGGUGGACCUGCCGCCGGGGGCCAUCAAGCGAUUGAAAAACUCGCGCAAGGUCUUCAUGAUCUUUUUUGUGCACGCUGGCCGGGUGUUGGUAACCGUUCAGGAGACGAGUUUCCGCAUCAGCAAGGGUGGGAUAUUUAUCGUGCCUAGGUACAACGAAUACACAAUAAACAAUGACUACGAUCAGUCGGCCCGCAUAUUCUUCGCGCAAGGGCAAGAAAUGGCGGUAAACGCGCCACCAGAACAAGACGCCGCCGAGGAAGAGGAAGACGCGGACGAAGAGGUGGAGGUGAGCGAAGGGGAGGAGAUGGACAGCGAGGACGAGUGA
Messenger RNA from Chaetomium globosum CBS 148.51, 2139 nucleotides. RefSeq lists its product as uncharacterized. The record is from RefSeq and is a predicted model, not a curated record. Gene Ontology annotation, biological process: kinetochore assembly; spindle attachment to meiosis I kinetochore; attachment of mitotic spindle microtubules to kinetochore. The transcript is spliced from 4 exons. The coding region runs from base 1 to 2139 and encodes 712 amino acids. Gene Ontology annotation, molecular function: centromeric DNA binding. Lineage: Eukaryota; Fungi; Ascomycota; Sordariomycetes; Sordariales; Chaetomiaceae. Gene Ontology annotation, cellular component: kinetochore.